AUGCUCCAAUGUAAUGUAUGCAGACUCGCAGCGAGAGAAGUAGACGGGGGAUUUGUCUGUGCAAAUGGGCAUAUUAUGAAAAAAGUCGAGGAAGUUGAGGAUAUCACGGGGAGAAAGGGCCCGAGCGGGUUGGUGACGAAGAAAAAGCGCAGAUACCGGCUGAGAGACGAUAUUUCCACGCUUACUCCGCGGGAUUUGUGUGCUCUCCUGGGGCUGCGGUACUUAGCAGGCCUUCUUGCAGAGUUCUCCAUCCCGAAGUUGGCCUUCCACCGGUACAAGGAGAUGUACUACUCCUUCACGCACGGGGUUUCUUCUGCGAGUGAGAGAAACCUUGCGAUGCAGUACAAGGAAAUUGCAGAUGUUUUUACGUUUCUCGUGAAGCGGGACUUGGAGGAGAAGGGGGGAAACCUCUUCACGGUGUACGACUUCCUGAGGAAAUUCGACGGGAAAGACUGCAUGUUCUCGCACUUUCUUAUGCACAGGAUGCGGCUCAGGAAGGCGUAUAUGAUAAACAUCCCGCUGAGCAAUCACCCGCACAAAAUAACGACGCAAAGCAUCGUUAACCUCCUGCAGAAAACCUUCCCAAACCGCCCGGAGUACUUCAGCAGUGUUUUUGGCGUGUUCAAUGACGCUGCCCUCCAGAAAAUGUGCACUCUUCUCGGGGUGACAAAGACGAAGAGUGUGACGGAAGGAUUCCUGCGCUUUAAAGAGGCCCUCGUGCAAAUACGCUUCUGCGAGACCAGUAAGAACCUGAUUUUCAGCGAGUCUCUUCUGGGGGCGUAUCUCUACCUGUACUUCGCGGAGGGGUGCAUCAUAUGCAGUGUGGGAGGACAUCUCGUGAUCCUCGAGAAAAGCACCGUCUUCCGGAAGGAGAGAACCACGCGGCAGGACUUCUUCUGCCGGGAGUCAAACAUUGCGAACCUGAAGCAGAUGAAUCUGCAGGUAACAGCCGCCCAGGACACGGAUGGGUGGAGUGCGCCCGUCCUGGACCCUGCAGAGUUCCCAGCCCCGGAGUUCGAGGAGAGUGCAGAGAGUAGCUGCACGGACUGGAUUUCUGCGAAAGUGAUGAAAAACAUCGCUGUUGCUGCAGGUGGAUCUGCUGACUCAAUAGAGCACGUUGUUAGAAGUGUUUUGGCCGUGUACAGAAAUGUUAUUUCCAAAAUAUCCCCUGCCUUGUAG
Molecule: messenger RNA, 1179 nt
Organism: Nematocida major
Lineage: Eukaryota; Fungi; Microsporidia
Exons: 1
Coding region: 1-1179 (392 amino acids)
Source: RefSeq, a predicted model, not a curated record